Molecule: messenger RNA, 537 nt
Organism: Nakaseomyces glabratus
Lineage: Eukaryota; Fungi; Ascomycota; Saccharomycetes; Saccharomycetales; Saccharomycetaceae
Gene: SAP30
Product: Sap30p
Biological process (GO): regulation of DNA-templated transcription
Cellular component (GO): histone deacetylase complex
Molecular function (GO): transcription coregulator activity; protein binding
Source: RefSeq, a predicted model, not a curated record
AUGGCGAGAGCAAAUAACUCUAAUAGUGAAUCUGAAACUAAGACGAGGAACAAUAACCAGGGUAAUGCCGGAUCAUCGAACGCUUCAAACACUACUAGUGCGGGAUCCAAUUCACAAUCUUCGAGGUCUAAUGCAAAGCAAAGACUCACUGCAGCACAACAGCAGUAUAUCAGAGACUUAAUCAAUGAACAUAUAACAAACAAUGAUCCUACAUUAGAAGAAAAGCCGCAUCCGCUUGACUUUGAACAAUAUAGUGAGGAGUUUAUUCGAGCAUACAAGGACCAUUUCGGCUUGAAUGUGCCAGACCAGAUGACUUUACAAGGCUAUUUGUUAGGAUCUGAACUGGGGAAGAGAACUAUAUCAUAUAAAAGAAAUGUAUCAUCAGUUCCUGGACAUAGAAUAACGAAAACUGAAGCUGCCUCAAAGAUAAAGAAGCAUUUUAACAGUCUCAGUAUAAAAGAAACUGAAUGCAUACCGAACUUUAUAUACAAGGUCAGGAACCAGAAAAAGAAGUUUAAGAUGGAGUUUAGAGGGUAA